This is a messenger RNA of Aspergillus fijiensis CBS 313.89, 540 nucleotides long. RefSeq lists its product as uncharacterized. The coding region runs from base 97 to 504 and encodes 135 amino acids. The record is from RefSeq and is a predicted model, not a curated record. The transcript has a single exon. Lineage: Eukaryota; Fungi; Ascomycota; Eurotiomycetes; Eurotiales; Aspergillaceae.
GUCACGGAUACGCUGCAACCACGGUGUGUGGGGAAGAAUCGUCUUCAGAUAGUGACCUGUCGAUUGGCAAUCGGACGAGGCGGUGACGUAAUAGGGAUGGCCAUGCGUUACCUGUCCUAUCUCUCUCUCUUUGUGCAUGAAGGCUUGAACAAGCUUUGCUGGCCAUUCUGGAAGCAGCGUUUCACCCGGUUGCUCAGAUUUAGUCCCAAUGCAGUGUCUGCAUGGGGCGUACGGGGGCCACCAGAUCCCCAUUUGGCGUCUUUGAUCUGCACUGGACUGGCACUCGUCUGGUGCUAUCUGAGCCUAGCCGGAUGUGGAAGAGACGAUGCUCAGCUCAGACCCCCGAGACUUCCUCAGUGGUUCCAUGUGAGAUCACAGAGCUGCGUCACGUCAUGUGCCAUGAGAUCGUGCAGCGUGGGGAUUGCUCCCUCGGCCCUAGGGACCUGGACCAGCCGAGGACCAGGGGGAUAUGAGAGUCUCGAGCCGAACGAUACCAUGAUUUGAUAUUUGCAAAAUGGGCCGUCCGCUCCGGCGAAACAU